Molecule: messenger RNA, 1314 nt
Organism: Linnemannia hyalina
Lineage: Eukaryota; Fungi; Mortierellomycota; Mortierellomycetes; Mortierellales; Mortierellaceae
Source: the annotation of a GenBank genome assembly
AUGAGCAACUUUUCACUCGACGCAAGGCUCGACACAAAGGACCCUUUACUCGUCGAGUUCCUGGGACCGCCCAGCGCUGUGGUUCACAAAGUCCCAGGAAAACUGGUCAUGACUGUCACAAAGCCUUUUCAGCUCAAACAAUUGACCGUGGCGUUCCUAGGACAAGCUUUCAUCAAAUUUGGUAAAGCUGUCCUGACUGUCAAGAGUGAGCCCAUCAACAUCGAUAGGGUCGAACACAUCCUUUUGACAAGCCCAGCACACUACCUCCCAGGAGAAUACACCUUCCCCUUCCAACUCGACAUUCCUGGAGAUAUCGCAACAACCGAUUGUUCAAGUCUGUUGCAGUCCUCCAUCUGUUGGGAAUAUUUCCUGGUAUCGAGCGGGACUCCUGUGGGUCUGAUAUCGAGGCGCAAGGAGUUCAGGAAGAAGCUGGAGAUGAGACGAGUCCAGGUUGAGCCUUCCAGCACGGCGUUUUCGCAGUUUGGAGCCUCGCGCGAUGGUCAAAUUGAGUGCUCGAUUCACACCUCGAAAUUUGUGGCGCUAGAUCAGGAGCGGCUCAGGGUGAAGCUGUAUAUUCAUGCGUACAGCAGUCAGUUCAAGGUCAAGGAGGUCCUAGUCGGAGCUAUACAAAACGAGUGUAUCGAAUUCGACAUGGACUCACACGACCUCCAGAAACGUGGCAAACGAUUCGUAAUGCCAACAAAGGAGACGUACCAGAUGAUGGGCCAUCCACGACAGAAACAGAGCUCAAUCGCACAGUACUACCACACCACCCCCAUCUCCAACGUCGUCGUGCUACAGAAUCCAGACCAGGAGGACUUUUCAUCCACCUGGGGUCGAGAAGAUCCCAUUGAGUGCGAACUGACACUAAUGAAUACCAACAUGCUCCCGUGUGAGUUCACAACCUGGAUGAGGAUCGGACAUAUGGUUCAACUCACCAUCGUCUUUGCAGACUCGUCUAUCCGGUCAAUGGUUGUCAAACCGCCCUUCACUGUUGGCAGGGUCCUGCAGGACCCCUGGACUCACCACACCCUUCGGGCUCUCCAUCAAGGCGACGACGAUUACUCUCAUAUUGAAGACCAUCACGAUCACCACGCGCCGGAUAACUCGGCGCUUCCAGGAUAUGGCGAGGGCAUCGAGCAUACAACGUUGUUGGAUUCAAAUACUCAUCGCAUGGAUCAUUCGGGGGGGCUGUACCGGGAGUUGUAUCCUGAGCGUGGCGACCUUGUCGUGCCCGAUAUUUCAGAUGAGUUGCCGCCGACGUAUGAAAGCGAGUUGGAGCGGCCAGAACCCUCUUCUGGCAAAGGGCAUUAG